CCGGGGUUCUACUUCCGAAGAUUGUGAGGUGCAAUCUCAGGUAAAAGAGAUUGGAGAUAGUAUGGCGACAUUGCGCGAAUAUAUCGAAGUUGAACGUGCGAAGAAGGAGAUGAAGGCACGUAAGAAAGCCGAAAGGAAGGAAGUGGAGCGCCGUGCCAUGGAGGAAAAGGAAGCCAGGGAGCGAAAAGCAGAAAAGAAGGCUGAGAAAGCUCGGGAGGAGGAAGAGAGGGUCGCGGCUAUUCGUAAGGAUAUGGACUUACACGUCAAACUUACUGUAAAGGAAGCACUUAGCGGAGCCUACGCUGAGUUCCGGGAGGCGAUUGCUGCCGCGAAGCUCCAUGAGAAGAUGAAGGGAAAGCAAAACGACAUAGAGGAGAUACGUGAACGGAUGCAAGGUCUAAGUAUCAAUGAAAAGCGGAAGAGAGGGCCAAAACCUGUUUUCGAGGAUAACCCGCCUAUGGAGCUGCCGGCAAAAAGGACACCGAAGCGUACACCGAAGAGAGGGAUUCAAAAACCGGCGAAGCUUACACCAAGGCUGACUCGCUCGAAGACCAAGACAAAAGUUAGACUCUCCCCUGCAACAAAGGAAAGAAUCACGGCGGUAGCGAAGCGGAAGAUUCCCGCCAGCAUGGGCAAGAUUGGCCGGUACAAGCUCAUGGAGGACGUGAUGCGACUUCCCAAGGAUUAUGACGCGAUCACUCUGCAGAACAUUUGCCUUGAGGAGGGGGUUCAGUAUAGAGGUAAGAUUGACGCGAUAUUUGACUUGGCGGAGCACAGGGCUUACAUCGCCUAUGGUACCGAUAACGAAGACGAUGGAGAGGUUGAGAGCAAGCAAGACAUUGAUGAAGUUGGGGCGACGAAAAUUGUCGAAGGCAACGAGGGAGUUGCUGAGGAUGUUGACGAGUAAUGCGUUUUAGGUAUAUCUGAGUAUUGGAGGCUGUGCCGGAUUUUGGUAGAUGUACGUGGUAAGUUUGGUAAGAUUGAC
This is a messenger RNA of Chara braunii, 985 nucleotides long. Lineage: Eukaryota; Viridiplantae; Streptophyta; Charophyceae; Charales; Characeae. The record is from the annotation of a GenBank genome assembly.